This is a messenger RNA of Aspergillus niger, 579 nucleotides long. RefSeq lists its product as uncharacterized. The record is from RefSeq and is a predicted model, not a curated record. The transcript is spliced from 6 exons. Bases 1 to 579 code for a protein of 192 amino acids. NCBI's taxonomy places the organism in Eukaryota, Fungi, Ascomycota, Eurotiomycetes, Eurotiales, Aspergillaceae.
AUGACUAUGACACAAACACCUAUAGAAGCAAACUUCUUUUCCUUGACCAAGCGGAAAGAUCGGGUUAAUCCAAGAGAUGUGCAGGGUAUCUUCGAUCGCCUCCCAGCCGUAAGCCCCGUGUUUAUCUUUGGCGAAUGGGGGGCCCAUUUGUUGGCGACUGGCCAUCCUUCGGAUCAAAAGGCAGCAGCAUUGCUGCCCGUCUUCAAGGCUUUCCGUUCCCACACAUCUGUGGUAAAAUACUCGUUGGAGGGUAGCGAGAAAAAGCAUCUCCCAGGAUGGGGAAAUAUGUUCGCUCUUUCCUUUUUCCUUCUCUUCCUACAAGACUAUGUCCUGCUGCAAUAUAUGCAAGGCUCAGCCCUCCUGGCGUUUAAUAUCACAUUGGCUCCAUGCAUGAGGCCAGUGUUCAAGCCUUCGGAUAACGCAAGGACCUUGCCUGUACAACCAUGGAUAAAAGCGGUCAACCCCGUAUGUGAUUCGAUAUCAUUGAUACUUUGCAAGUUUUAUGGUGAUGAGGGAAGCCAAGCGUGUCUCUUUGAUUAUUUGUUCUGUAUUAAUGAUGCUUAUACCGAUUCAUAUUAG